GUUUGUGCAAGUGAUUUUGUGUAUAAUUAGUGCAAAUUGUAUCAAAUUUCGUCUUUAAAACACUAGUGCCAAACUUCCAACUUGGCCGGGGUAAUGUUCGCGUAAAAAGAUCAUCCCGCACGGCAGUGGAAAUGUUCAAAAAGCUUAAGGAAAAAAUCACCGAAGAGGUGAAGCAAUCACCCCAGAGAUUGGAACAACUGUCCAAGGGAUUACAGGCUGCGGUUAGCUCGGCUUCUUCAACUACGUCGGAAAUAUCCGGAAGUGAGAACUUUUUCAGUAUCACCGAAGACGAUACGCCUCAAAAUUCUCCGUUGCGGAAAUCACAAACAAGCUUGAACAGCAGCUCCAUCACUAGUACUCCGGUUCAGCAAAAUCAGCUCAACAACAGCACCUUGGGUAGCAAUAGCGCAUCAUCUGGGUCGACAUCUAAUGCGUCUAAGAACAAUAGCAGCACUAUUAGCAGUAGCAGCAGUACCAACAAUCUCAGCGGCAGUUCCUUCUUCUCAAAUUUGACUGGUGGCAGCGUAACAAAUAACAAUAGCAGUAGCAAUAAUGGCGUUUCGCCGACCGUUAACCGACUCCGUCGAUUGUCUAACUCAUCGAUGGCGAGUGAUGUGUCGUUUCGAUUGCCGGCAUAUGAUUCGCCUGCAAUCUAUCAUCUCGAAACAGACAUCGAUGUUUCGGCUAGCGAAACAGAAUCUGUCUCCGGUGCGGCCUCUUCCAAUGGGCAACUGGAUCUAGUGAGUAAAGACAAGUUAUUCCAGGCGUACAAGAAAGCACUGGAUCGUUACCAGAAAUAUCGAGAGCGAUACACCGAAUUAGCUCGUCGCUAUCGGGAGCUGGAAAAGGAUAACACUAAAGCGCGAUCGGUCCUGGUGGAGACGCAGGAUAAGGCACUGCGAAGAAUUAGCGAGCUGCGUGAACAAUGUUCGCUGGAACAGCAAGCAAAGGCGCAUUUGGAUUCGGCUCUUCGGAUGGAAAUUGAUGAGCUGCAGUGUGUUGUGAAAACGCUGAAAACAAAAUUAGAAGCUGUAGGGGAUGAAAAGGAUUUGAUAUCCUUGUCCGGCGAUGACGUUGGAAACUUGGGGGAGAAAAUAAAGACAUUAGAAGCCAAACUGGCGGAGGAGAUUGAAUCGAAGGAAUCUCUAUAUCUCGAGGUUAGCUUGCUAAAGAAACGAGAGGAGGAACAUGUUCUCACUGUGGCAGAAAACAAAAUGGCUAUUCAUUCCGAGUUGGAAAGCAAAGAAUCGGAAGUUCGUAAGCUGAAAGAGCAAAUAUUAAGCAUUGAAAAGAAUAUGAAACAGGUGCUAUCGGAAAGGGAUGGUUUUGGGAAGGAGGUAGCGGAGAUGAAGAAUAAAUUGACCUCAACGGAGAAGGUUGCAGCUAAGGUAAAGGACCUUGAGAGCAUCAUCGGAAUCUGUAAUGAACAGAAGAAUAAGCUAGAAUCUAAAUUUGUUGAAUUCGAGCGAAAGAUUCUAGAGUUGGAAAAGGAAAACCAGCGUAUAAAGUCAGAUUCCUCAAAUUUGGAACAGGAAAGAGAUAGUCUAUUGCAAAAACUCACAGAAAAUGAAGCAAAUAUAGAAAAGAUCAUAUUAGAAAGGGAUGCUUCGUUGGUAAAAAUACAAGAACUCGAAAAUUUGGCCAAAACUUUGAGUUCGUCAGCCGAGGUGGAUGAACUUAAAGAACAAAUUUCACUUUUGGUGGCUAGUAGAGAUGCUUUGCAGGAAACAGUAGCGACCUCACAGAAGGAACUAGAUAGCUAUCGGGCGAAACAAGCCGAGUACGACGGUUGGUCUGAAGAAUCGAAGCGAAAUCUGGAAGAUUCGCAAAAGCUAGUAGUCGACAAAGACAACAUAAUACAAGAACUAAAUGAACAACUCAAACAGCACGAAGCUACUCUGAAGGAAGCAAAUCUCAGCUUGGAAACGACCCGGAUAGAUCUAGAAGUAAAAAGCAAAAAACUGAUUGAACAGGAGGACGAAAAUUUGAAACUCAAAAAGACAAUUUCCAUCGAUCAGGAGCGGUUGGGGGAAAUAUCCAAAGCGUUAGAUGCCCAGAAAGAACUGCACGAUCGGGAUCGUGCCAGUAACGAAGCCAGCAUGAAAGAAGUAUUCGAUCAAAAUAACCACCUGACAACGGAGUUAAAGCAAUUCAAGGAUAAGCUAGAGAAGGUUAAUGCAAAGUUCAAGAAAAUAACAGAUGAAAAAGGAAGCCUUAAGGCGCAAAACGAACAGCUGCAGGCGGAUAUCAAGAGCUGCAAACAGGAAGUAAAUGGUCUUCUGCAACAAAAGGCUUCAUUGGCGGAAGAAAUUCGAAACGUUAAAAUCAUCAACGAGAACUCAGAAUCCGAAGCACUGCAGUCGCUACAGGAAUCAAUGAGAGUGAGCUUGGCGCAAGCUGAAGAGCGUUUGCUGGAAACAACUCGCGAUUUGAAUGAGGUCAUCGAACUAAAAUCGGAGGAGAAUCGACGAUUGUCCGAGGAAAAGGACGAACUGGUGGAGAAGCUGGACGGAGCUCAAAAAGAAAAAGAAGAUCUGGCUACGGAGGCAACUACUCUUAAGUCGAAAGUUGAGACGCUGCGAAAUGAGAAAAAGGACCUGGAAAAAACGCUAGAACGGGAGAUUCGAGAAAAAACUGAGCUGAAAGCCCAAGUGACCAACAUCCUUCAGGAGAUUGGUCGACUGGAAGAACAGCUCAAAGAAGUGAAAAACUCACACUCUGUUAUUUUGAACGAGAAGCAAUCGCUAGAGGAAAAGAUCGAACGACUGCAGCGUCAACACACGGAUGCCCGCAGUAAAGCAGAUAAGGAAACUAGCCACAAAUGGCAAACAAAAGUGAAAGAGAGUGAAACAAAACUGCAGCAGGUGGAAUGUGAAAAUUCACAACUGGCGGAAAAGAAUUGUUUGUUAGAGGAAAGCAAUCGACGAACUUCUGAAGAAGUCAAGAAACUUCAAACGGCACUUCAAGAGGCUGAGACUGGCCUAAAACACGAGAAAAAGAAAACAAAAGACGCAAAUGCAAAUGUCGAAGAGUUGAAAAAGAAGUGUCUAGAAUUGGAAGAAAAAGUAAAGCUUUCUGCCGAACAGCUAAACCAGUGUGCUGGCGAUAAUGCAAAAUUAUUCAACGAAAAGGAGCUUUUGGAUCACCAGUAUCGCUCGCUACAGGAUGAACUGGAAGCCAAGGAAAAGGAGAAACUGUGCGUAUUAGAUAGCAACAAAUGUAUGAUAGAGGAACUUGCUCGAAUAAAAAAUUCCACCAAAUCAUUGGAGGAAGAAAAACAAAAACUAACCGAAGAGUGCGAUGCUCUAAAAGUAGAGAUAGAUAAAGUGCGUUUGGAGAACGAUUAUCUCAAAAGUAAACAAGGCGAACUUAAGUCAAAGUUCGAGAAAGAGAUACAAGCUGUUCAAGAGCAGAACAGGGCUCUGCAUAAUGAAAUUGAUGCUAUGAAAGCAGGCAACCAAAAUCGGCUGCUGGAGCUUGAAACCUUGAUAAAGAAAGCAAACGAAGAAAAGCAAUCCUUUAGCAAAAACGCUACUGACCUGGAGAAGAAGCUAGAAAACUACGAGGAGAUUAAGAUAGAAAAUGAAUACCUUAACACACUGAUAAAGCAACUGGAGGGUGAAAUUCACUCCAUUAAGGAGGAAAAGGCAAAACUGCUAACGUCUAGCAGCGUCAAAGAUACUGAAAUAACAGCAUUGAAGUUAAAAGUCAGUCAGAAUGAGUCCGUAGUUGAGGAAAAGGACCAGGAGAUCAAGAAACUUAUCAAUGAGUUUGUGGGUAAAGAAAAUGAGAUGAAAGCUAAAAUUCUGACCUUAGAACAUGGGAAGUCGGAAACCGAAAAACGGUUAUCUGAUGUUACAACCAUUAAAAACAAAACCAGCGACGAACUGAACACAGAAAAAGCAAAUUUCGCGGACUUUGUUAGUCAAACUGCCGAAGAGAAAAGAUGUUUAGAGGACAAACUAGCAGACGCUGCAAGAGCAGAAGAAGAGUUGAGAAGCAAAUUAGAGCAAACAAAGACUGAUCUUGAAGAAGCAAUGACUAAAGCUAAUACCAUUCAAGAGCAAGAAAUCACCAAACUUAAACAACAACUGGAUUCAGCGAAUAAUGAAAACGAUCGAUUAAAUCUAGAGCUUCGAAACACGCUGGAACUAAAGCUGCAAAAUGAAAACUAUGUUCGCGAUCUGGACGAAAUGAAAAGUGAACUGAAUGUGGCAAUGGCAGAAAAAUUGGAGCAGCUAGAACAGUACUCGAAGCUGAAGGAAAAGUUUGAUUCGUUCAGUGCAGAAACGGAAGCUAACGUUAGGCGGUUCCAGACAGAAAUCGAGCAGUUGCGCGAGCAAUCAAACGCUGGGGACGAUCGGGAAGAGAAGGGGAAGGCGUUCGACGAGAUGCGCAACAAGAAGGACGAGUUGGAGAACAAGCUGAAAAAGAUUAUGCACGAGGUGCAGGAUGUGUCGAAUCGGAACUUGUUCCUGGAGCAAAAGUGCGAAAAUUAUCUCAUUCUUGAGCAGUCCAAUGAGCGGUUGAAGCUACAGAACGACAAACUGUCUCGGCAGCUGGAUGAAACUCUGGUUUCAAUGCAUCACAGUGAAGGUAUAACGGCUAACACCGAAUUCGAAUACCUGCGGAACAUUUUAUUCCAGUACCUAAGCGGUAACGUCACCGGUAACAACUCGACGCUGGUGAAAGUGAUUUCAGCGGUGUUAAAGUUUACUCCUCAGCAAACGCAAGUCGUGCUAGAAAAGGAAGCACACCGGCGGUCAUUGAUGGGUCAGAUCAACAAUCUUCUAUAGCAGGAAAAAUCGAACGCUGUGCAUCAGCAGCUGUUGAAACCUCGUACUACUCACUAUCGGUACUACUAGCGUAACCGCCACCGAUGGACAAAAGGUUUGUGUAAAUACGUGUGUCUCUUCGUCCUUGUGUUUCGGAUAUACUUUGGAGCGUUCCUUUUUCGAGAGCCGUCUGAAAUUCAGAUGUGCGUCCUCUCAGACGGGGCAAGACUGACUACUUCGGAACGCAAAAGUGCGACUGGAUUGCCGAGACUCUGUUUGGGUAGAGUAUUAGAAGAAGAAAAAGUGUUACACUCCCUUUAAUUGGCUCCCACUUUGAUUAAAACGUAAAAAAAUGUGUUCAACCAGCAAAAUUAAGUAUAAAAGCCCCACCCUCCAAAUUUAAAGCGGAAUGUUACCACGAACAAAGCAACAUAUUUAAUGUGUUUGUUAGAUGAAUUAAACUAUGGAAGUAUCCCAAUUGAGUAGUAUAAUUUGAAGGUAAUCAAACAUAUUUUUUUAGAGAGCAGUCGAAUCUAUUGUAACUCAAACACAUGGUUAUUAGCUAACAAGGCAGAAAAGGUCGAUAAUUUUAUAAAAGUUAUAGACGGAUAUUGUCCACCACGCUGUUAAGCGGGCUCCAAAAUAUGUUAUUGUUUUUAGAACCUUGUAAAAUUGGGUUCUCAGAAAUCAGUUAGUGAAACUAAUUUUCUACGACAUAGCUAACCAUCAUCAACAUAAUGAAAUCAGACUAAACAUUGUAACUUAAGAAGUAGGAUUAGAGAAAGGUUUUGCUACAUCUAGUAUCUUCAAUUUAUAGGAUGAGAUCGGUGCGACACCUCAUCGAACACGGCAGUGCAAUUCCCCAAAGUUUAAAGCUAUUCUAUCGCUUGCUUAGUUGCGUAUAUUUAACGCGGUCCACCCACUUAUUCUUCGUUGUGCAUUUUUUUUCUCGUCUGUGACCCUUCUGUUUAUAUGUAUAUUUACUGUUGUGUAAUGCUUUUAGGACGUAACUUUUGCUAUUAUUUUAUUAGUAUUUUAAUUAAUAGAGGCUUUAGCCGAUUUAGUUCUAUGUGUGAAUAGGUUCUGUUUGAUUUAACUUAGUAAAGGAAGUUUUUUUUCUCGGCUUGCGUCACCCACCAACGAAAAGUAGUAAUGUUAUUGCUUUAUUCUUGAGAGAAAACAAAUGUCGAAAAAUAGAAGGAAGAAAUUACAUCCGGUCCAUAUUAACGAUGAUGGCAAACCAAUUUUUCGUAAACUGACAAGUUGUUGAAAGGGUUAUGUAGUAUGAUAACUGUACGGUUAUAGGUACCGGAAAAUAAAUAGAAGCUAUAUUUUGAUCAAAAUCGAUCAGAGAAUAUCCGAGCAUAGCUCUAGAAAAAUCAUGCAAAUGCUUGGAAAAUCUUUCAAAAGCUGCAUUGUUUAUGGUCACACAUUGUUUUACCUAUAAACAAGCAUUGUUUCAUGGUACAUCUGAAACGAUAAUCUUGGUACGAAAGCGCGCUCAGUGUGAACAAUUCGUUUGAUAAACGUGAAUUGGUUCAAUCGAUUGGGGAAACUGGGGCAGUUUGGGAAAGACGCAUUAUGUUUCUUUAUUUUAUAUUUAUCUGUUGAAAUCGAUCAUAUACUAUUUUUUCUUAAGCUUUAUUUAUAAGCAAUAUAAAGAAUAUACACCCAAAAUGGUCAACGAAAUAACAAUGAAAAAAUGCAUGAGGUUACAAUAUUUUUAUUUUGUAGUUAUCGCGAGGAAGAGGGAAUAAAACACGGUUUCUACAGCAAUCCUUCAGGGUAAGCUUCAAAGCUAUUUUAGUCUACAAAUUAAAUCCAAAGGUCACUCAUAAUUUGGGUGUUUCUAUUAAUUCCAAUCCUGUUAAUCUUGCUUCAAAGAAUAUUACCACCAAAAAAAUUAAUUCAGCUUCUGUUCUGUUAAAAAAUAACCUGUUUUUGCCACGCUUUUUCGCUUCAUCGUCAUUCCACUUCCAAUAUCGAUGGUUGACCGCAUGUGCCGGAUUGCCAGUUAUACUGAACUUGUGUUGACGAAAGACCUCCGCAACAGUAGUGUAUCAGCUUCUUAAUUGAACGAAGCAGUCUUGAGCUACUUUCUUGUAAUGACAAAACACUCCAUGGGCCCUAUUCUUACAGUCACGUCACCUAGUGGCUAGAAGAAAAUAUCCUUCUAUUCACCAACUGACGUGACUGUGAGAAUAGGGCCCCAUAUGUCCGGCCAGACAAGAACCGUAUCCUUAUGCUUUCGGAUAAAUGGUAAAAGUCAUGUCUUCUCAUUUUGCAGCGUAAAAAAGUGUGUUUAUUGUGCCGGAUAUAUUGCUUCUGAAACCGCAAUCACACAUUGCCUGCUGAACGAGAAAUUUCUUCGUGAGCUUUGACAUUUUGCAUGUUUGAAAUGUUCAGCAACAUUGUGCCGCAACUAUUCUAGUACUGACAUCGGUAUAAAGUGUACUUCACAUUGUGUUUCAUCGUUCAUUAUCAAGCAAUAGAAAUUUGUACAGCAUUGUAUCGUACAACUUGCCCACACACUCGAUACUCUGUUUCCUUCAAUGCUCAUGUCUCAUGGUCGUAAAGAGCAAUAAGGAGUAUCAGCGAUUAGUAUAGUCCAAGCUUUGUGCAUAGGUAGGUUACAGAUCUAGCUGACUACGCAAACCAUAAAAAGUUGUAUUCACAGCCGCAAACACACGUUUUUAACUCACAGCUAACAUCGUUAUCACAUGUCACUAUUGUUCCAAGAUAUAUGAAUUCGUUGACAACUUCGCACCGUACCACGUUGAUUUUCACCUCGGAACCAACACCGUUUGAGUUGCCUCGCUCUCUACCAGUUACCAUGAACUUUGUCAUGCCAGAGUUUAUAGACUGUCCGAUUACUGCAACCUCCCCUUUAAAAGGCACAAAUACUUCUUCUACUGCAGUGGUUUUCAACCGGGAGUGAGUUAUACUGUCGUAGGGAGUGUGUUAUGAGGGGUGAAUAUUAACUUAUCUUAACAUUCACGUCGGAUAUUAAUUGUCUUUAUAUAUUGUGUCAGUUUGUCAAGAAUUAAGAUGCUGACCGAGAGUGUUCAGAAACAGGGUUUUAAUGAAAAAUGUAUGGUAUUCAUUCAAUUGAAAAUCAGUUUUUUUUCUUUUUCUGACAAGGUAAUGGUGGUGGAAGCGGGCUAUUUGGCAUGAAGUCAUUUGGUAUAAUGGACGUUUUGCAUAACAGACAUUUGGAAUAAUUUUGAGAAGUGAUCAUCUUGCAGGCCAAGCCAUAGCGUGGUCUCCUGGCGGCGUCUCAGUUUUGCGCCCCUUUGUACUGAGGAAACAAUUUUAGGAACUUUGAACUGGUUGGUGGAUUGUUGAUUAGGGUGCAUAUCAUUAGAUUUGAAUUUCCAGGCCAAGGUUCGUCACGGCAUUCCGGUUAUACUCCAUACAGAACCCAUCCAUUUUUUUGUACAAGCAAGUGAACCAAAGAUACUUUUAUGUUCUAUUGCUGAUUAAGUGUUUCACAUAUUCUUCGUUCCACUUUCUAAGAAAAUAAGUUGCAUCCAGUGAUCGAGUGUAGAUAGAUGACCACAUUAUUUUCCACUUUAAACAAAUUGAACUGGGUUCGACCGUAUCCGAUCUUCUUUCGGAUCAAAGAUAGUCUGCUUAGUGUUCUAAUAUUCCGCAAGACGUAGAAAUAUUCAGCUAUGCCAGAUAUAUCGAAAGUUCGCUUAGAUAAGCUCAGAAUUAUGAUAUUUUGCAUAAAGAAAACAAAAUUACAUUACUGUCGACAAGACUUUUAUAUAGAACUAACGCGUUUUCAUACCCGCACACAAAGUUGAGAUUGAUGGUGUAGUUAUCGAUGCGACAUGAAAAUGCCUGGAUCUACUGAAGGACGUACUUGGCUGUUUCAAAGACCACUUGCUCCAGUGAGUGAAAAUUUUGAAUGGCAAUCGCACCGGACGGGAUAAAAUGGUGUGUCCCUUCAAACUGGUGUCGGGUAACCUUUGGGGAGACUGUGUUGCGUCUACUUCGACAAGGAUCGUCUGCAUGAUCGGUUGCUUGUGUCGCGCGUCAUGCAUGCAGUGAGACCGUCAAUAUACCAGCAAGAGGAAGCUCUGCCGCAAAUCCGAAGCAAACAGCACUUAAUCUUACACAUUUGAGAAGAAACUAGGAACGCCGAAAAUUUGUGAUUUUUCAACCAGAUUCAACUUAGUGCAGGAUAGGACCUAGGUUGGGACCCAGCAACUUUGUGAUAUUGAGGAACUCCUCAAUCCUCAAUUUUCACGGUACGGCAUGGAAUUAUUUUGUCGAUGAUAAUUAAUCUAGCUUACUCUACGACCUAUGUUACAGCUUAACCUUCCGGCAGCCGCACGCUGCUCUGAAAAUCUAGCGACAUCGUCUUAGAGCAGCUGCUCGUUCAGUGAGCAAUUUGCGCGACUUCCGGAGGGUUAAAAAAGGUGGGCUGCUUUAUUGCCCAUGAUCACAUUUCUGUUUCCCUUGUUUCUAUGAGAGGAGACAGUUUGCAAUAAUUUUCGGUAUUUUUGUUGAAAUUUGUUGAAAAGUCUGUGUCUUGUCCGUUGUUUAUUCUGGACUAACAGGACCGUUGCGUAGUCUUCUGAGGCCUUUGGUAAAAUCUCAGUUAUGCGCCUAAUUUUGUGUGUACCUGGGAAUGAUACUCCUAUCCUGAUUUAUUUUAUGACUUAAUCUCGCUUUUUUCGAUUAUAGAGGUUUUAACCUUAUGAUCAUUCGCCUCUUCGGGUUAGAAAAAUCUCUUAUGAAAAAUUUCAAACCCUAUGUGCGGGGUUGGGACUUGAACGCAGGUGCGCUGCGUACAAGGCAAUCGACUUACCAACUAUGCCACGCCCACCCCCAAAUCUCACUUAUUUUAUGAAGCAGACCAAGAUUUUAGCGCAUCCCUAAAGUUGGCGCCCUUGGCCAACCUGGUAAAUUGCACGCAACGGCUCUGCCUGCAGGUCAUUUAGCAUAAUAGACAAUUUGGCAUAAUUAUUCUUAACUUCAGUUGUUAUUAUUAUAACCGCCAGUAAGUUUUAGUUUUCCAUACAGCGUUUCAAUAAUUAAAAUUAUCCUUCUUUGUAUCAUGAGCUGUUCUUUCGAAUCAUAAGCCGUUCGAUCCAAAUAGUUAACUUUAUUAUUUCUGGAUGUUACCAACUCUUUCAAACGAUGGUUUAUUUGUAUUUCACUUUAUCAUCUGACACGUAGUCUUAAUGAAUAUGUUAAAAUAUCAAAACUUAAACUUAGAUUAACCUAUCAGAAUAUAUUGGCUCAAAUGGCACGUUCGUUAGAUUAACCUAGAGCUACCAAUUUUAUUAGCAAACUGACUACAAUUUUCUCCAAAAUCAAACAAAUCGUCCACUAAAGCGAAUAUGCGGAUACACGAUAUAAGCGGUUCAUUAUAUACGAAUGAUGUUCUGUGGAAUCUUAGAUGCAACAGCGUUGUACUACGAGACGAUCUGGAUGGUGUUCGAAAGUCCAUUAAUGACAAUAGAUGCGGUGCGUCAAUUUCUCCAUUCAGCAGCUUUCCAACGAACAAUGCUUGUUGGGUCUUCCGGCGUCGUUGCAGCGUGUCAAGUCCUAAUAA
Messenger RNA from Topomyia yanbarensis, 10344 nucleotides. RefSeq names its product myosin-10-like. The transcript is spliced from 7 exons. Gene Ontology annotation, biological process: Golgi vesicle transport. Lineage: Eukaryota; Metazoa; Arthropoda; Insecta; Diptera; Culicidae. Gene Ontology annotation, cellular component: Golgi apparatus. Bases 132 to 4796 code for a protein of 1554 amino acids. The record is from RefSeq and is a predicted model, not a curated record. Gene Ontology annotation, molecular function: small GTPase binding.